CCUAUUUUUUCUUUUUGCCUUCUUCUUUUCUUUUUUUUUUUCUUUUUUUUUUUUUUUCUGUUUUCUCUCCGAUUCAUUUCAUUUUCUUGAAUUAUAACAAAAAGUAAAUAAAGUAAAAUAAAAUAUAGAAGAUGGGCACGGCAGAACCCAACUUGGAACAACUUUUUGAAGAGAAGAAGCGGGUCAGGAACCCUCUGGUACCCGUUGGUGCACUUAUGACAGCAGGAGUACUGACUGCCGGUUUAAUCAGUUUCAGGCGAGGCAAUUCUCACUUGGGUCAGAUUUUAAUGAGAGCUAGGGUGGUCGUCCAAGGUGCUACCGUGGCGCUUAUGGUUGGCACUGCAUACUACUAUGGGGACACCCCUUGGACAAAGUCAAGUUAAGAGUUUAUAAAACGGAUCUUAAUACUUUUGACUCGAUAUAGUUCUCCACGAAUGCUUUCUAGUGGUAAAAGGCCAUCUUCAUUGGCAACAAAAUCUAUUGUUUAGCUAAGUUGCAACUGCUAUUCAUAUUCACUUGUAUGUUGAUUUUAUCUUAUUCAGAAUAAAAUAACAGUUUAUGUGCUGCUGCA
Molecule: messenger RNA, 571 nt
Organism: Ricinus communis (castor bean)
Lineage: Eukaryota; Viridiplantae; Streptophyta; Magnoliopsida; Malpighiales; Euphorbiaceae
Product: RING-H2 finger protein ATL48
Exons: 2
Coding region: 132-383 (83 amino acids)
Source: RefSeq, a predicted model, not a curated record